Triticum aestivum (bread wheat) is the source of this 1617-nucleotide messenger RNA. RefSeq names its product splicing factor U2af large subunit A. Lineage: Eukaryota; Viridiplantae; Streptophyta; Magnoliopsida; Poales; Poaceae. Bases 52 to 615 code for a protein of 187 amino acids. The transcript has 2 exons. The record is from RefSeq and is a predicted model, not a curated record. Gene Ontology annotation, molecular function: nucleic acid binding.
AUCCCACAGACGGAAUCCUCCGCCGCCGCCUUGCCGGCCUUGCCGUAUCGCAUGGCCAACUCCUUUCCGCCGGCCGAUGGCCAGUCCGACCAGCAUGAGUGGACUCCGGUCGUUUUAGAGUGUAAACACAUCGGGAAACCAGACGGUACUCCGCUCCAACUUCAUCUUCACUGCAGGCCAAAUCGUCCAAGAACUAAUGCUCAUCAACAACACCGAACAAACACCACCACCACCACCACCACCGACCGGCCUUGGGUGCCUCCCGAAGCCGAAGCGACCAAGGUGGUACGCCUGACCAAGAUGCUCUCGCCGGACGAUCGCCUAGACGACGAGUUCGAAGACCUGGUGGAGGAUGCCAGAGAAGAAGCGCGCAAAUUCAGUAACCUUGUGAAGGUCGUGAUCCCGCGGCCCAGCUCCGGCAGUAAUCCGGCGGUUGCUGGAGUCGGGAAGGCGUUUCUGGAGUACGCGUGCCUCGACAGCUCGUCCCAUUGCAGGAGGAGUAUGGAUCGUAGGUGGUUUGCUCGGAGGCGAAUUGCUGCUGGGUUCUACCCUGAGGACAUGUUUGCUGCUGGAGACUACGGCUGUGACGUAGACUGCCCCGAAGAUGAUGGAUAAUGUAUUUGGUAGUUAAUUAAUCUCUUAUUUCUAGUGGUAGCGCUCCUUCGGCUUGGAGAUGGACUGGCAUAGGUGGUGGUCGUUAUUUGGCGUCAUGGUGGCGUCGAUGGCGGAGGAACCUGCCAAGGUUGGUACCUCAAUCUGUUCUGAAGAUGGACAAGUAGAAGAUGGUGAUGACAACACAUGUGAGUGUGUCGGAUCUUGUGAAGCAAUUUAUGUGUCUUUCAAAAAAUUAAUCUCUUAUUUCUAGUGCAAGCAUGGAUCUUGUGUAGCAAUUUAUGUGUCUUUCAAACAUUAUACUACAGUUUUAUUAAUACCUCAUUAUGGAAAUUGUGUUUGACUAGUACAAAUGCCCGUGCGUUGCACCGGGCAAAAAAGGGAGCACAACCUGCUUCAUGUGCCAUUGUGGACCAUCUUUACAUCCAAUUUUAAUAAACACCGAUGAUAAGGUUAAACAUGAAAACUUUCUUACUAUUAAUAAAAGUUAAAUUUUUCAUUAAAAUUGGAACACUUUUUUGAAUAGUUAUGUUUUAUGAAAUUCAAACAUUUCUCAAAAAAUAACAUUCUUUUGAACACAUUUUGUUUUUGUUGUACAUUUCUAAAUGGAAAUGUUUUUAGUAAAAAUGGAAUUUUUUAGGGAAUUUUGAAUCUUUUUUAAAAAGUGCAAACAUAUUUUUUUCAAACAAAAAUAGUGUGAACAUAUGUAAAACUGUGAACAUUUUUAAACUAUAUAUACUGUGUUAGGUUUUUUUGCAGAUAGUUUUUUUAGAGCAUUUUUAGGGAAUUUUACAAAUAGCUGGUUGUUUGGUUGGGAAGAGUAUUUUCUCUCUUUUUUUUCAAGUAUUUUGGCUUGCCCAAAACAAAGCACUUCUCAGCAGCCAGACACUCAGCCUCGUCACAAUCAUACGCACUCUGCUCCUCCAUGACAAAUCGAUAUUGCGCCGCCUCCGUCCGCAUCACCACCUUCUCCUCCUGCAGAUUGGUGAUCAUGGCCAUGGCCUG